AGAAGAAGCGAAAGAAGAAGCUCUCAAAAUGUCUCUCGGACACGAAGACGACCUCUCGCCACAACCUGAAGGCCAGAACCCGGCGCAGGAACAACAACCGGUGGAUUACAAUGCAACCCAGCAACAACCGGCGACAGCUCCCGUCGCCGACACCGUCGACGUUCUGGUACCGGCUCCGACCAACAGGCCCAGGAAACUGAUCAAGUCGACUUCCAAGAAUCCGCCUCCACAGAUGGACGCGACGCGACAAGAAGGCGGGGCGAUGUCUUCGAAUCGCGCUCGACGUGACAGGAAAAACAAACUUCGCCAACCGGACGAGAUGUCGUCGCCUCCGCAGUCGGGAGGAGAAAACGUGGCCCAGGCGGCGAAGGAGCUGCGUCGAGCCAGCGAGGCGGCAGCGUUGCCAGGGGACCACGCUGAUGCACCGGUGGAAACCGGCGCUCUGGUUGCCGUCGCCGAAUUCGACGCCAAAUCAACGGUGCAGAACCAAGGAAAGGAAGGCAAAGGGCGCCGCUCGCUGUCCGCGCAAGGUGGCGACCAGCAGCAGAAGGAGGCUGCCGAUGAACACCAGGCCGCGCCUGGCGAGGACAGCAUCGUCGCUGUCUUCGGCGGCAACGGCGCCUACCAGCGGCUGUCGCUGGGGUUCGCCAUUACGGCCUACUUCGCCGUGGCCGUCCACACCUUCCUCGACACCGUCAUCGUGCGCGACGUGCGCUUCGCAUGCAGACCGCCAAGCUGGGCGAAUGAAUCGCUUCCUCCGGAAGACAGCUGGACCACCACGCAGGGCUGGUCGAAGCACGACAACGGCAGCGCCUGUCGUCAGCAGCGACAGCCGGAAAGUGGUGACGUCACUGCUCCCUGCACUGCGUGGCUCUACGCGAACUUCAGCCACCCCAACAGCAUUGUGCAAGAGUGGGACCUGGUGUGUUCGCGGCAGUGGCUGCGGCCUUUCACGCGAUUCGGCUUCAUCGCCGGCUGCCUGAUAGCCUGGGUGCUGCCUUUCCUGAUCGACAGGGCCGGCCGGCGUCCGAUGAUUCUUCUGGGAGUGGUGAUGGCUUCGGCGAGCUCGUUGGCCAUCUACUUCGUUCAGUCGGUGCAGCUGUUCAUGCUAUUCCGCUGUGUCCUGGGGCUGUUCCUGGCCAUCAUCUACAUCACCAGCUUCGUUCUCAUGUUCGAGAUCGUGUCGAGCGAGUACGUGGCGCUGUUCGCCCUGAUCUCACAGCUUGGAUUUUCCUGCGGGCAGCUGUUCGUGGGCAUGCUUGACAAGCCCCAGCUCACGUGGCGAUGCGUGCAGCUGAGCUGCUGCCUGCCCGUCUGCGCAUGCGUAAUCGCCAUCAUCGCCGUGAGCGAAUCUCCGCGGUGGUUGGUGGCGCGUGGCAGCUUGGACCAGGCCGAGGCGGUGAUGAUGCACGCCGCGCGGCUGAACGGCGUCCGCAAGCGGAAGGCCCAGUUCCUCUGGCGGAAGGCGUGCAACGAACUCGAGAAGUCGCAAGAGCGCUGGUCCAUGGUCCUUCGCACGCCUUUUCGCGGCUUGCUGAUGUCCUCGACGAACUCACACUUUGUCCUGGUCAUGCUCGUCACCAGGUUCUCGUGCACCCUGGUGUACCUGAGCGUGGUCACGCACUUCUGGCAGCGCGCCACGCACGGAAUGUUCAGGGCCAAGCAUCUGGCCACCAUGCGCAUGGUUUCCGUGGUGACAGCCUACGUCCUCAUCGAGCGCUACGGGCGCCAGCGCACCUCGGCGGUCGGCCUCUUCGUCGCGGGCGUCACCUGGACGCUCACCGCGUUCGUGCAGAACGAGGACGACCUUGAGUACACGGUCCUGGUUGUUCUCGGUUUGUUUGUGCAAGCCAUAGUGCACUCAGUGCUGUCCGUGAUGAACGUGGAGCUGUUUCCGCAGCUCGUGCUAACAUUCGCCUACUGCUGGGGCGAGGCAUCCAGCGUGCUCGGCGCGCUCAGUUCACCAUACAUCACGUUGCUGGGUGGCGACGACGGGUCGGUCGUGCCGCUCGUGCUGUUCGCUGUGCUGACGCUGCUCAGCAGUGGCCUGGUGCUCACCGUGCCCGAGACGAGACGGCCGACCGCUUACGCGCGCGCCCGUGCCACGACGCUAUUCGAUGCUCCAGUAGCAUCUCCAUAAACUACGUCAGCAACGUGGAAGACGGUGGUCCCUGACUGGCCCCCGUCCCGGCUUGCAUCGGGCGUCGUUCAAUUCGUUCGGUCUCAGGGACCACGCCUAACCACCCGCCGCGCAGUUUCGUGCUUAUAGCUUUUUCUGCGGACGCCGCAGAUUUGAAGAUGCUCCCAUCUGCAGUUUUUCGAUAAACUUAUACUACAGC
Messenger RNA from Dermacentor albipictus, 2339 nucleotides. RefSeq names its product solute carrier family 22 member 6-like. Gene Ontology annotation, cellular component: membrane. Gene Ontology annotation, molecular function: transmembrane transporter activity. NCBI's taxonomy places the organism in Eukaryota, Metazoa, Arthropoda, Arachnida, Ixodida, Ixodidae. Gene Ontology annotation, biological process: transmembrane transport. The record is from RefSeq and is a predicted model, not a curated record.